GAGAUCCUGAAACCUGGACCCUGUGCUAGCUGCAGCUCAAGGAGGAGGCGGAGGAGGAGGCAGAGCGCGGGAUGGGCGCUGAGGGGGAUCCGUGAUCCCGCGCUUCCCCGCCCCACGCGCGCGCGCACACACACACACUCUCUCUCACACACACGCACACACACACUCGCACAAACACACGCGUACACGCCCGCGCCGCGCGCUCGCCGGUUGGAUCUCCCACGCAGGCGGAAUGCAGCAGAGCCCGGGGAGCGGGUCUCCGACCGCUGCUUGAAUGCACCUCGCUGCCGGGAGCCGGACGGCCCAGUAGGGCGCACGGGAGGAGGCUCCGCCGAAAGAGCCUGGACAGUUUAAGACAGUGCAGCCUUGCUACAUGUUGUAAGAAAUGGCUGUAGGAAACAACACUCAACGAAGUUAUUCCAUCAUCCCGUGUUUUAUAUUUGUUGAGCUUGUCAUCAUGGCUGGGACAGUGCUGCUUGCCUACUACUUCGAAUGCACUGACACUUUUCAGGUGCAUAUCCAAGGAUUCUUCUGUCAGGACGGAGACUUAAUGAAGCCUUACCCGGGGACAGAGGAAGAAAGCUUCAUCACCCCUCUGGUGCUCUAUUGUGUGCUGGCUGCCAGCCCAACUGCUAUUAUUUUUAUUGGUGAGAUAUCCAUGUAUUUCAUAAAGUCAACCAGAGAAUCUCUGAUUGCCCAGGAGAAAACAAUUCUGACCGGAGAAUGCUGUUACCUGAACCCCUUACUCCGAAGGAUCAUAAGAUUCAUAGGGGUAUUUGCUUUUGGGCUUUUCGCUACUGACAUUUUUGUCAAUGCCGGACAAGUGGUCACGGGGCACCUGACGCCGUACUUCCUGACGGUGUGCAAGCCCAACUACACCAGCGCAGACUGCCCGGCGCACCAACAGUUCAUCAACAACGGGAACGUCUGUACUGGGGACCUGCAAGUGAUAGAGAAGGCUAGGAGGUCCUUUCCCUCCAAACAUGCUGCUCUGAGCAUUUACUCCGCCUUAUACGCCACGAUGUACAUCACAAGCACAAUCAAGACGAAAAGCAGUCGACUGGCCAAGCCGGUGCUGUGCCUCGGGACCCUCUGCACAGCCUUCCUGAUGGGCCUCAACCGGGUCUCUGAGUAUCGGAACCACUGCUCCGAUGUGAUCGCGGGCUUCAUCCUGGGCACUGCUGUAGCCCUGUUUCUGAAAUAUGACUGCGUAUUCCCCCGUGGGUCAGGAGUAGGAUCGCUUCAGGAAGGACGGCUUGCUCCACUUGCUUCAACCCUGGCCUUGGGGCUGGGCAGACGCAAUUUAGCAUACCUUCAAGCCAUGAUUCUCUAAAUACUUGUUCAGAAUGUACUGGGAGUAUAAGCUAAGUGUUGCUUGGGGGAAGAACAGAGAACGAAGUACUGACGCAAGCAGGCAGCUCCUUCUCCAGCAUUUCAAGAAACUCCACUCUGGCCCAGACUUGCAUAUCCCACUCAGAAAUAUGAAAACCCUCAGCUAACCACACCCAGACUUUUUAGGGGGCCUCUGUUAUCUGAACAUGCCUCUUGGGCAUCUUAACCUCUCAAGUGGUUAAGUGGCCUCUCAACCACAUGAUACUUCCUGGAGAAGGGUUUUGGUUAAUUUUUAUUGUUUUUUUAAAUUUUUACAGAUUUGAGGUAUGAUAGGCAUACAAUAAAUGGCACAGGAAGUGUAUAAUUUGACCAAUUUUGACCUACAGAUACAUCCUUCUCUCCCACCCUUCCUUUCCCUUCAUUCCUAAGCAACCAUUGAUCUUCUGUAUUAGAUUACCCUAAGAUUUAAUAUUAAUGGAAUCAUACAGUAUGAAAAUUUUUCCUGGCAUCCUUCAUCCAGCAUAAUUAUUUUGAGAUUUAUCCAUGUUGUAAGCAUGUUAUCGGUAAUUCCUUUUUCUUGCUGUGUAGUAUUCCAUUGCAUGGGCAUACCAUAGAGGUUCAGUAUUAAAAAUUAUCUUCAAAGAUUUAAAAUAUACCCAGAAGGGACUUCCCUGGUGGCGCAGUGUUUAAGAAUCCGCCUGCCUAUGCAAGGGACACGGGUUCAAGCCCUGGUCCGGGAAGAUCCCACAUGCUGCGGAGCAACUAAGCCCGUGUGCCACAACUACUGAGUCUGCGCUCUAGAGCCCACAAGCCACAACUACUGAGCCCGCAUGCCACAACUACUGAGCCCGCGUGUCUAGAGCCCGUGCUCUGCAACAAGAGAAGCCACCACAAUGAGAAGACCGCACACCGCAAUGAAGAGUAGCCCACCACUCGCUGCAAGUAGAGAAAGCCCAUGCACAACAAUGGAGACCCAACGCAGCCAAAAAUAAAUAAAAUAAAUAAAUUUAUAAAAUAAAAUAAAAUACACCCAGAAGGAUUUACAGUAAAUCACUAGGCCUGCAGAUGUGCAUGAAAUCAAUCUCCUAAUAACAUUCAGCAGGCCUCCCCUAGGAGACAGAAGCCAUCACAGCCUGGAUGUCCUUCCUCCCCUUCUGCCCUUUCUGGUCCAAGGCACCCGUUAAGACUAACAUCACACGUAGAUGGAUUUCACAGGCCUAUGACCUAACUUCUCCUUGUCCUAUCCCUUCCAUACGGGGAUUCUGUAUGUAUGUCCUCCCCAACAUACAAAAUGCACAUAUGCCUCUCCCAACCUCUAACUCAGUUUCCCAACAUUUUUAGCUGCUCAGAUACACACAGAAAAUGCUCGCAUUUACUCAGAACAUUCAUUGGCAAGCUCCAUUUGAAUUCAAAAUUAUUUGUAAUGGAUCCAGUCUUUCUUUCUAAAGUGAAAGAUGAGGGACUUAAAUGCAAAUGCUCUGGGUGAAGCAGCAGGAAAAGUGGUGCUGAGGUGAUCCUGAGAUGCUGAGCUCUCAGAAGAUGUUCCCCUAAGGGUGCUUUGUAAACGGGGGAGAGAACACAGGUGACUUCAAGAGAAGAGAGGAUUUUACAAGCAGAGAUCAAUAGUACAUAAAUGAAGGCUUGGACUCCAAAGAAACACUUUUGCUGUCCCCAUCAGUCCUGGAUCCAGCUCAACCCCAGCUAUAGGGAAAAAGCGGUACUGACUGUUCCAAUUUCAUGGGGUCU
Balaenoptera ricei (Rice's whale) is the source of this 3078-nucleotide messenger RNA. It is a transcript of the gene PLPPR1, whose product is annotated as phospholipid phosphatase related 1. The transcript is spliced from 7 exons. NCBI's taxonomy places the organism in Eukaryota, Metazoa, Chordata, Mammalia, Artiodactyla, Balaenopteridae. Gene Ontology annotation, biological process: phospholipid dephosphorylation; phospholipid metabolic process; signal transduction. The coding region runs from base 386 to 1333 and encodes 315 amino acids. The record is from RefSeq and is a predicted model, not a curated record. Gene Ontology annotation, molecular function: phosphatidate phosphatase activity.